Molecule: messenger RNA, 768 nt
Organism: Petromyzon marinus (sea lamprey)
Lineage: Eukaryota; Metazoa; Chordata; Hyperoartia; Petromyzontiformes; Petromyzontidae
Product: transmembrane protein 216-like
Biological process (GO): non-motile cilium assembly
Cellular component (GO): ciliary transition zone
Source: RefSeq, a predicted model, not a curated record
CCCCAAAAUUGCCCAGGGGCGGAAGUUAGUCGCGGUCACGUGAUGCGGUUGCUGCCACGAGGAACUCUGGGAAGAGCAACAUGGCCGCGAGGGGGAGAGUGAAUAUGAUCCUUUCUUCAGUACCCUUGCAAUUUUUACUCUUUUUGAAUGGCUGGUAUCUUGGCUUUUUUUUCAUCGCAGAGGCAUUGAUUUUUAUUUACAAAGGUCAAGUGCUGCCCUACCCCUCUUCCAACCUGGCGCUCGACAUCAUCCUGCUCUUUGUGCUCACACUUAUCGAGAUUUUCCGCAUCUUCUUCUGCAGCAAGGGGAACUUGACGGAGCGGAAGGUUCCUCUGAGCGUGGGCGUGGGGCUCACAGUGCCGGCCGUGGUGCUCUCCGUCUACCUGCUGCUGUUGCAGACGUACGUUCUGCGCGUCGAGGUCAUCAUCAACGGAAUCCUCCUCGCGCUGCACGGUGCAGAGCUCAUCCUGAGCAUCGUCGCCAUCGGCACAUUUGCAAGGGCCAACACACUCGGCUGAAUGGAAGAAAACAAAAAUCCUGCAUCCCAGCCAUUCUGACAAUUGGAGGCGUCUACUGUGUCGACUGUAAAUCUGUUAAAUAGGGGUGAUCUUGAGCUGUGUACAUAUUAUUCAGUGUUUCAGAGAUUCAAUGAUUGAAGUUAUUUUUUCAUCUUUUCUAUUCAUAUGGUGUUUUCCACGGUGGUGUGCAUUUGCAUUGAGUAAACGUGCCAUCUCCACUUGUAAUAAUAAAGAGCACAUGUCUAUUUAA